This is a messenger RNA of Priapulus caudatus, 2333 nucleotides long. Its product is annotated as ABC transporter G family member 21-like. Gene Ontology annotation, molecular function: ABC-type transporter activity. The transcript has 13 exons. Lineage: Eukaryota; Metazoa; Priapulida; Priapulimorpha; Priapulimorphida; Priapulidae. Gene Ontology annotation, cellular component: plasma membrane. The coding region runs from base 369 to 1790 and encodes 473 amino acids. The record is from RefSeq and is a predicted model, not a curated record.
GGUUCGGGGAAGACGACACUCCUCAACGUGCUUGCCGGUAGGAUCCUGCAGAGGGAGCAGGGCUCGAUAUGGCUGGACGGACACGAGUUUAACAAGUCUCUCAAGAGAAAGAUCGUGUAUGUGAUGCAGCAAGACAUUUUCUUUAACAACCUGACGCUACGGCAGUCACUCAGGUUCAUGGCUCUGCUCAGGUUACCCGACACUAUGCCGUACGCCGACAAAAUGAACCGACUCGAUGAGAUCUGCGAGACAUUGGAUCUGAGGAAGUGCUUAGACGUGCGCAUCGUGACUCGAUCACGGUGGACUCUCGCGGAGGCGAAAAGAAACUAGCCAACAUUGCUACUGAGUUGCUGACAAAUCCUGAACUCAUGUACGUCGAUGAGCCCACUACUGGGUUGGACUCCAGUCAUGCGUACGAUAUGAUGAGAAUGCUGAAAAGCUACACGGAGAAAGAACGCAAAACUGUGGUCAUUACCAUACACCAGCCAUCCAGUCAAAUCUUCCACAUGUUUGACAAGAUCUUACUACUUAGUGAAGGCCAGGUUGCAUAUUUUGGCGAGCGGAACAAGAUUAUCUCGUACUUUUCCAAUCUGGGUCUUCAAUGUGCACCACAUUACAAUCCGGCAGACUUCGUGCUGCAAGUGGUCGCGUCCAGUUCAGAGGUCCACGCCAAAGUAACAUCCGCCUACAUAGCCUUAAAGGAGGUCACCGAUGAAUUCGAGAUGAUGUCGGCAAUCGAGUCGCUCGAACAAGUUGAAGAGACGGAGUCUGUCAUCGACAUGCUCGACUUUGGAGAGACGCUGCAUUACAAGCACGAUAUGGCGCACCGUCCUCCCAGCAAAACCUAUCGUAAGAAAAAACAGCUAAAUAGUGUGAAGAAAUGGUAUACCAACUACUACGACGAAAAAUGGCCUACGUCCUUCUGGACUCAGUACAAGGUCCUCACUCUCAGAAACUUUCUUCAGGCAAAGGACAAGAUUCUAUCCAAGUGGUCAGCGGUACAAGUGUUGAGCGUCGCAAUGAUGGUUGGUUUGGUAUGGUACCAGCUAGACAGGAAAGAAGAGACUCUAAAAGACAGGGAGGGUGUGUUGUUCUUCACAAUUAUCUACUGGAUGUUCAAUUCCAUGAUGGGUUCUCUCACUACAUUUCCAGAAGAGAGAGAAGUGUUAAACAAGGAGAGAUCUGCAGGGGCAUACAGGUUGUCUGCCUACUACCUGGCCAAGCUAACGAGUGAGUUCCCACUGGCCGUGACACUUCCCACUAUCUACUUGGUGAUGGUAUUCCCCAUGGUUGGUCUGAACGGCAUCAUAGGAUUUGCGGGCAUGUGGUGUGGUCUGAUGGCAAACGCACUCGCUGCAGAGGCUUUCGGGCUGUGCGCCGGAGCGUACUUCCUCGACCAGACGCAGGGCAUCACUGUGUGCGUGACGAUCAGCCUCUUCUAUCUGAUGAUGGGUGGAUUCUACGCGAAACACGUACCCAUCUGGCUGUCGUGGGGUCGCUACCUAUCUCCGCCGUACUACGCCUUCAACGCGUUCAUCAUCGUGGAGUUCACCCGCGCCGCAGGUUUCACGUGCGGCGAGCACAACUCGAUCUUCGAGGAGUGCAGCGUGGAUAACGUGACGACGAUCACUGCAGAGCGCGUGCUGGAGGUGACACACGACACCGUGCCGUACGCCUACGACACGAUCUUCCUCGUCGGCUACAUGCUCACCUUCUACGUGCUCGGCUACCUGGUGCUGCGAUACCUACGCAACCCCGAGAAGCUCUUCAUCAUGAAGAAGAAGACGUGAAGGUUGCGGCGAACGGACGUGAAGGUCGCGGUGAACGGACGUGAAGGUCGCGGUGAACGGACGUGAAGGUCGCGACUGCGCAGGGACACAGUUCACUGAAUGAAGGAAGUACACAGAAGAAAGGAUGCACAGUCACAAGGGUUGUUUAAGGAAAACUCCAAAAGUAGCCUUUGUAGACAGGUGUCUAUUCUUUAGAGGUGGUUUCACUGUAUAAAUGCCACUCUCGGGAAAUGCCGUGCGUCUUUAUGGUCGGAUCGCCGUUCUAUAGAAGCGUCUGCUAACACAGGUUUGAGCGUAUAUACGAGGACAACGGGGAGAAAGAACUCUACGAUUUAUAGUAAUCUGGGAUGCCACGGGAGAGACGAUCGAGCUGGCCAUGUCAGUUAGUAAUAGUUAUUAUCUAGUACGAAGUACGAAUGAGAGGCAUUCAAGAAGUGAGCACACAUCACCUUCAGGUUGCAAUUAUUGUCUUUUGAUGAAGUGAAAUGCAUCCCUUGUUCAUCUUAAUGCCUUGCUAUUGACUAUUUGAUGCAGAACAGGACC